UUAUUGGUUGAAUUUUAGGAUCUUAGGAUUAAGAUCCGAAGCAUAAACCCAGCCUUAGUGCACACUAGUGCGUGAUCUGCGACAUGGAAGAUAUAGAACGUUUUAUAAGAGUUGUACAACAGAAAAGGUGUGCUGAUCACCGAGAAUUAGAACAUCUCGAUGUAGAGCCUAGUGAGCAUAGGAAGUUAAUAAAAGAAUUGCAAGACUUGAGAAGAGAGAGAGAACAAUGCAAGGAGAACGUCACAAAACAUCUCAAUAUGAUUACGUCACACAAGCACUCUAUACAUAAAAUUAUACACUCUACAAACAAUAUUUCAGGCUUGCCUGUAUCACAUGAUUAUGCACAAGAUAUGACAACAAUGUUCAUUGAUGCGAUUGAAUUCUUGAAUAAUAUAGGAGAUAUACACAAAGCACUCACUAAUGUUAAAGAAAAUAAUGUGGAUCCUUUAAAAUUGAUUCAAGAUGUGACAAUGUGUACAGAAGUUGUAGGAAACAAAUUAUAUCAAACAAAGUGUAGUAUUGCCCAGCUGGAAACAUUGAAGGAAAAUAUAGUAGCACUCAAACAUCUCUUAGAUAGUAGUAGUAAUACUGAAGAUGGAAGUAUAAAUUUAACCAACAUCAACGAGUCAACAGAUAGCAGUUCAACUAUCAUGUAAUAAAUAUAUUAACGUGCACAUUUAUUGUCUAUUAGUCAUAAUAUACAUAUAACAUAUUAAACACAGUUUUCACACAUAUAUACAAAAAGUAUGUCAUAGAUAUUGUAUAUGUCAAAUGUGUUGUAUCAAAAUUU
Messenger RNA from Cyphomyrmex costatus, 790 nucleotides. RefSeq lists its product as uncharacterized. Bases 84 to 656 code for a protein of 190 amino acids. The record is from RefSeq and is a predicted model, not a curated record. NCBI's taxonomy places the organism in Eukaryota, Metazoa, Arthropoda, Insecta, Hymenoptera, Formicidae. The transcript has 6 exons.